Molecule: messenger RNA, 1294 nt
Organism: Hydractinia symbiolongicarpus
Lineage: Eukaryota; Metazoa; Cnidaria; Hydrozoa; Anthoathecata; Hydractiniidae
Exons: 2
Coding region: 171-944 (257 amino acids)
Source: RefSeq, a predicted model, not a curated record
CAUAAGCUGCGAUACCAUGUUAUUCAUCGUGUCAGUAUACAUAUAAUCAGCAUUCAGCAUGCCAGAUCGGUGCGAUUCUCCGCAGGAUAGUAAAAACGCUUCAGUGAAUACAAUAUUUUCAGCAGAACUAUUUUUGUUGCUUAUAGUUAAAAGAAAGAACAUAAUUCAGAAUGAAGAUAUUAUUUUUUGAAAUAUUUAUUUUAUUAUGUGUUGCCAUACACAAAGGUUCAGCAACAAAAUAUACUGUUACGAACCCGGGGCCUACAUUGGAGUUUAUGAACCUCUUAAAAAAAUGUACGGACUAUUUGGGUACCGGAGAAAUAACAAAAAUCAAUUUGUUAGCCUCAGAGAAAGAACAGGAUUUUUUAGACAGCUUAGAUCAAAGUGACAAAGCUGUUUAUGUUUUCGUAUGGUCACCAACUUCGUUCACAGUCGACGAAUAUGAGAAGCGUAAUCAGGAGUUAAUCGACUACAUAAAUGGGCGUGUGAGUCAAUCCAAAAUCGAUAUGUAUCCACUCUUUGUCGGGCAAGCUUCUUCAGUGCGAGCGCGUAUGAGUAAACAUCUUUCAUUACGUGCAUCAGGUAAAGUUGGCGCAUUUUCAAAGGAAGACAAAGAAACUAGGUUAGCUAUCGAUGAGCCGAACAAGAGAGUGUACUUCGAUCAAAUCUUAAGUCAAAUUUUCAUGACAAGAGUUGAGUUGUCCACUUUAGAAGAAGCUAGAAUGACAGAACAAUUUCUACUCUACGUGUUCACGCUUCCCUGUAAUAUUGUUUCGAGUGCAUGCAAGCUCACUGUAUUCGAUCGAAAAGAUAUCAACAACAGAAACAUAAUCAUGAAUGAAUAUAACACCGUCAGAAAUAGUAUAAAGUCUAUUUAUACAUACGUUCGCUUGUUUCCACAAGUAGCACCCUACAGAGACUUCUUUGACAGCUUGUUUCGAUAAAUACACCUUUUGAUUUGAUGAAACUAGGAAGAUAAACUUUUUAUGAGUGAACCAAUAUUUUUAUGAGAGAAACAAUUUUUUCAUAAGGGAAUUUCUUUAUCAGUGAACCACUUGCAUAAAUCAGAGAACCACACUUUUCAUGAGCGAAACACUUGCUUCGACGAAUAAACCAAUUGAUUUGAUUAAAGACUAUUUCCAUAAAAAAACUUCUGUUCCAUGAAGCUCGAUUUUUCAAGCAACGACUAUUAAACUUGAUGCGAUGUAUAUCUUAUUUUAUAGAAGAAUUUACGGGAAAUAUAACCGGGUAAAAAAAAACAAAAAAAACUGACGAUCUAAUGCGGGAGGCAAAA